UACGCUCAGUGACUGGUUUUAUGUUCAUGUAAACGCUCGUACUUGACGAUGCCGAAGAAGGGUUCCAUGUCUAGUGGACAAGAGGAGCUUUGUGACGUGAAAGUGGACGUGCUUAUUAAACACAAGAGUCGUCGGAAGGGAAAAAGUGUAGAGGAACUGAGCGGAAACAGAAGUGAGACGAGUCGAGACGUAGAUAGUGAUGAAAGCAGACACAAGUCGCGUCGAGACAGAUCCAGGAGUCAGGAUGACUUAGACGGAGGCAGACGAAAGAAGCGGGAAGUUGAUCAUCGUGCUGGAAGUGUAGGUGCGAUACAAGCUAGGCUACCGGAGACUGAGAGUAGUGACGAUAGUGUGGUCAUGAGGGAUCACAAGAAACGUAGUAGGAACUAUGACAACGUAGACCAUGGUGUUACCAAUGUACACGUAGUGCGACACAAGAAACGAUUAGCUGUCGCCGACCUCAGUGACGAGGAAAUAAAUAUGGUGAGACAACAGAGGAGACGAAAAGAUGAACACAGUGGCACCAGCUCAGAUCUCACACGUCAGAAGUCACGCAGCACGCACUCCGCAGGUGCUUACGAAGGGACAAUGAAAGGCAAGCCGAAGGUAGCAAAUAAACCCACGGAAUACGUCUACGUUAACAACGCAUAUGUGGGAAGCUUAAACAGUGUUAACGAAGGAAGACGCCAACAACCAUUACAAAGCACAUACAGGGAGCAGUACUGGGCCUGUUCCAGGUGGUCGCACGGGAAGAAAAUCUUGGCGAUUGGAAUAGGAGUGUUGUUGGGGAUGUCUCUAGUGGGAGGCGUCGUCACUCUGAUCUUAGUGAUCACAGGACAGAAUCCUGAUGAGAUCAUAGGCCCUCUGUUGCCUGGAAACAACAUGUUUUGAACUCUAGCUAGAACAAAUUAUGGACUAUAAUUCCGUAGAGUACCUGUUACGAAUGUAUUGUCGUGAUUUGAUGGAGUCUGUAUAUAAUAUUAAGAUCUUAUCAUUUAAGGUAUGUGUCUACGUUACUCUCUGAUGUACAAAUCAAAUGUAUUGAUUUUUUACUGAAAAGUCAAAUAAUAUUGUAGUUGUUGUUCAUGCUCUGAUUAAUGAAGGAUUAGAGGUUGUGGAAUUAGGAAUAGAAGUUACAAGUUUCAUAUUUCAUGACAAAACUUUUAAUAUACCACGUAACGAUAAAGUUUGUGAGUUUGUGUGUGUGUGUGUGUUUGUUACGCAAUCACGUCAAAACGGCUGAAGGGAUUGCGAUGAAAUUUGGAACAGAGGUAGAUUAAGGUCUGGAAUAAGACACAGGUUACUUUUUAUCCCACGGAGAUGCGGACAAAGCCGCUAGCAGAAGCUAGUAUGAAUAUAAUUAUGAGAAACUUUAGAAUAUGACUCGAACGUUUGCUCAAUAUAGCAGUGUAAAGAGAAGCCAUGACGUCACAUAAAAAAUAAUUUGGGAAAGAUUAUAGCAGUAGUGACCUAGAUAUAUGUUUGUCGAGCAUUUGCCAAGUGAUAACACACUGAUAACGUGUUUUCAGAUUAAGUAGGUAUAUAGUUUCAAAUAUUUUGCUUUGUAACCUUAAAAUAUUUUGCGGGCUUUCGAUAGGUUCGUGUACCUAUGCCUUGUAUUGGCUUAUCAGCACUGAUAAGCACAUUGUGACUGACAAGUAUCUUCCGAUGAAUUCUAGAACUUUGGUCAGAUUUAAGGCAUAAUAUCAAGCUAUGAAUAACCAUUGUAAACUGACCGUCGAAUGUGCGGAAAGGUGAUACAAAGCAAGACCAUUUUAAACUGGUUCUGUAUUGGUUGAUAAGUAGCGUUUGUAAAAAAACACUAGCAAACCCGGCAAACUCCGUUUUGCCACCAAUGAUUUUCCCUCUUUUGAAUUUUUUUUUCCUGUAUUUUCUUCGCUAUAAACUUCACGGUACCCGAGACCUUUCCAACGAAUCCAAAACCGUGGAAAUCGGUUCGCGCGUUCUGGAGUUAUAGUGUCAGGAAGGAAAACCCGAUUUAUUUUUAUAUUAUAGAAGAUUAGACAUUGGUACUGGCACCUAUCUGAACAUAUAUUUCCAUAUUAUGAUGUUUUAGACUUAUAAUAGUCAGAGCUAGCACAUCUUAAAACCUAUUCUAAAUAUAUUAGUUGCCAAUACUGCCCGAGAUUUUUUAGAAUUUGGUGUGUCAUUAUGUGCUACUAAUAAUAAUAGAUUUUCAACCUUAUCGUUUUAUUAAUAAAGUCGAAAAUCAUUUAUUAACAUAAAUAUAGUCGCGGGCGACUAUCUAGUUAAUUCUUAGUUGUAAAACUGUGUAAUUAUGUAAAUAAUACUAUGUACUUACUACUUAUUUAUUAAUAAAUUACCUUUUAUAAAA
This is a messenger RNA of Spodoptera frugiperda (fall armyworm), 2356 nucleotides long. RefSeq names its product peptidyl-prolyl cis-trans isomerase G-like. Bases 49 to 891 code for a protein of 280 amino acids. The record is from RefSeq and is a predicted model, not a curated record. NCBI's taxonomy places the organism in Eukaryota, Metazoa, Arthropoda, Insecta, Lepidoptera, Noctuidae. The transcript has 2 exons.